Molecule: messenger RNA, 578 nt
Organism: Eurytemora carolleeae
Lineage: Eukaryota; Metazoa; Arthropoda; Copepoda; Calanoida; Temoridae
Product: integrin alpha-3
Exons: 6
Coding region: 102-578 (158 amino acids)
Biological process (GO): cell adhesion mediated by integrin; cell-cell adhesion; cell-matrix adhesion
Cellular component (GO): integrin complex; external side of plasma membrane
Molecular function (GO): integrin binding
Source: RefSeq, a predicted model, not a curated record
GAUGUGACGAUAUUGCUGUGGGAGCUCCUGGGGAGGGGGUUGGAUCCGGAGCUGUGUUUAUAUUCAGGGGGUCUAAACAAACUGGAAUUAAUCGAAAAGAGAUGCAAAAAAUCUAUGGAAAGGACGUCAGACAAAAUAUUCGAAGUUUUGGAAUGUCUGUAUCUCCUUGUGUUGAUAUUGAUGAGAAUGAUUACAAGGAUUUACUAGUUGGAGCACCUCAAUCAGCAACAGCUGUUCUUCUUAGAGUGUACCCAGCAAUGGAAUAUGAAGCUACACUUGAGUUUCAGCCAAGUAUACUAACAGCCACUAAUAUGCAGGGGUUUAAUCUUGUAGCCUGCUAUGCAGUCAAACCAAGAAAAUAUUCUGAGCACUACACCAGUGAUAUUCUAACAAAAAUUAAUCUAACCUCAAACUCAAAUAUUCUCUUCAGAGCCGGAGAAUCUGAGAUGGUUUUUGAGACAAGACUUUCUGAAAGAAGAUGCCAAACUUAUGAAAUGAAAGCUGCAAACCAAUUCUCAGCUAAUUCUCCAUCUAGAGUAACAUUAACUCUUACUCAGGUCUCAUUCAAUACAACAUAA